Molecule: messenger RNA, 1322 nt
Organism: Fimicolochytrium jonesii
Lineage: Eukaryota; Fungi; Chytridiomycota; Chytridiomycetes; Spizellomycetales; Powellomycetaceae
Product: mitochondrial carrier domain-containing protein
Exons: 6
Coding region: 1-942 (313 amino acids)
Cellular component (GO): peroxisomal membrane
Molecular function (GO): FAD transmembrane transporter activity; AMP transmembrane transporter activity; coenzyme A transmembrane transporter activity
Source: RefSeq, a predicted model, not a curated record
AUGUCCGAUAACGUUGCUCACGCCCUCGCUGGUAUGUUGUGUGCCGGUGGUGGUAUGGUCAGUAUGGCCUUGACGUACCCUUUGACCACGCUGUCGACCCGGUCGCAGGUCAGCAAGGGCGGAAACCGGCCCAGCCAAGCCGAUGUGCUGAAAAAGGUCUUGAAGGAGGAGGGGCCUAAGGGUCUUUACUCCGGCAUCAACUCCGCCAUGUUCGGCAUCGCCAUCACCCAAUACGUGUACUACUACUGGUACGAGUUCGUCAAAGCCGCCCUCGAGAAAGCCGCCGACAACAGGUCUCUCACCAUCGGCGAGAACAUGCUCACGGGCGCCCUCGCGGGAGCCGCCACGGCAACGCUCACCAACCCGAUCUGGGUCGUGAAUACCCGCCAGGUCGUCAAGAAGAGCGAUGAUGAGAGUGGGAAGACGGUGGUGAAGAAGUUGGGGACUAUCCAGACUGCUAAGAAGAUUUUGAGGGAGGAGGGGCCUAAGGGAUUCUUCCAAGGCAUCCUCCCCGCCCUGAUCCUGGUCAUUAACCCAGUGAUCCAGUUCACGGUCUUUGAGCGUCUGAAGGGCUACCUCCAGAAGCGCAAGCCAGCCCUCAGCGGCCUCGAUUUCUUCAUCCUGGGCGCCAUCAGCAAGCUGGCCGCAACGUCCAUCACAUACCCUUACAUCGUCGUAAAAUCGCGCAUGCAACUCAAACAAUCCACCGACGACAACCUCCGCUACAAGUCCGUCCUCGACGGGUUCCAGAAGAUCAUCCGCACCGAGGGCGCCAAAGGGCUGUACAAGGGCAUCGAGUCCAAAUUGCUGCAGAGUGUGCUGGCGUCCGCGUUCACGUUUGCGUUCAAGGAGGAGUUUUUCAGCACCGCUACGUGGCUUUUGGUGCUUUUGAGGUUGAGGACGGGGGCUUUGCCUGUCGGCGUUGCUGGGACUGAUAAGUAGCGGGGGAAAAAGAGAGGAGUGCGGGGAAUGGUGGGUGGAGCCGGGAGAGCGGAGAAGCGGAAUCGCUGAGAAGGCAGAUGAGGCGAGGGUUAAUGCUUACGCCGGCCGGUGGACACCCGUUUUGACCCUCCCCGUCCGCCCGAACCCCACCACCCCCUCAGAACAAUGUGUACAUCAUAGCCCUCUCUUGCUUUGUUUCUCUUGGUUUGCUUUGUGUAAUUUUCUUCGUGUUGGACCGUACCUUGGUUCGGUUCAGAAUUCUUCAUAUAUUGGAAAAAUAUGGUCAACCUACUAUAUGCUAUGGGAGUGCGCUGCCAAACCCGAUGACAUCUCUACAUACGCUCUUCCCUUGCCUACGCGUCCUAUCCUAAUUCAAGCUA